CAGAUUGUGAAGGAGUCUCAGCAGCAGCACGGUUUACGACAUGGAGACUACCAGAGGUACAGGGGUUAUUGCUCCCGUAGGCUAAGGCGGCUCCGAAAAACUCUCAACUUCAAGAUGGGAAACAGGCACAAGUUCACUGGAAAGAAAGUGACUGAAGAGAUUCUCUCAGACAACAGGUAUUUGCUGUUGAUUCUGAUGGAUGCAGAGAGAGCCUGGAGUUAUGCUAUGCAGCUGAAACAGGAAGCAAACACAGAGCCUCGCAAACGCUUUCACUUGCUGUCUCGCCUGCGUAAAGCUGUGAAACAUGCUGAGGAGCUGGAGCGACUGUGUGAGAGUAACCGAGUGGAUGCCAAAACAAAGCUGGAAGCUCAGGCAUACAUGGCUUACCUCACAGGGAUGCUUCGUUUUGAACACCAGGAGUGGAAGGCAGCAAUGGAGGCUUUCAACAAAUGCAAGACCAUAUAUGAAAAACUGGCCAAUGCUUUCACAGAAGAACAAGCUGUGCUGUAUAACCAGCGUGUGGAAGAGAUCUCACCCAACAUUCGCUACUGUGCCUAUAAUAUUGGUGACCAGUCUGCUAUGAAUGAGCUGAUGCAGAUGAGACUGAGGUCUGGUGGCACUGAAGGUCUUCUCGCAGAAAAACUGGAGGCGCUGAUUACCCAAACUCGAGCAAAGCAGGCAGCCACGAUGAGUGAGGUGGAGUGGAGAGGAAGAACUGUUCCUGUGAAGAUAGACAAAGUGAGGAUCUUCUUGUUGGGGCUGGCCGACAACGAAGCAGCGAUUGUUCAGGCAGAAAAUGAGGAGACAAAGGAACGUUUGUUUGAAUCUUUGCUCAGUGAGUGUAGAGAUGCCAUUCAGGCUGUUCGGGAAGAUCUGAAACCAGACCAGAAGCAGCGGGAACACUCUUUGGAAAAUGAUUCUGGGAAGGUGUCCAACAUCCAGUACUUACACAGUUAUUUAACUUACAUCAAGCUGUCAACAGCCAUCAAGCGCAAUGAGAGCAUGGCAAAGUCUCUGCAGAAGGCACUGCUGCAGCAGCAACGGUCAGAAGAGGAUGGCAAGCGGACACCACGGCCUCAAGACCUGAUCCGUCUUUACGAUAUCAUUUUGCAGAACCUUGUGGAACUGACACAGCUUCCUGGCCUGGAAGAGGACAAGAACUUCCAAAAAGAGAUUGGAUUGAAGACGCUUGUGUACAAAGCAUACAGGUGUUUCUUCAUUGCACAGUCCUAUGUCCUGGUAAAGAAAUGGAGUGAAGCACUUGUUUUGUAUGAAAGAGUGCUGAAAUAUGCUCGCGAAGUUCAGUCAGGAGCUGGAGGUUAUACAAACAGCUUGAAGGAGCUGCCUGAUGUUCAGGAUCUGAUCACUCAAGUCAAUGCAGAGAAAUACUCCUUACAAGCAGCAGCGAUAUUGGAUGCGAAUGAUACUCAUGAGACUGAGUCUCCAUCUCAGGUCAAGGAUGGCAAGCCACUCUCGGAACGGUUUGAGACUUUUUGUCUGGAUCCUUCUCUUGUCAGCAAGCAAGUCAGCCUUGUGCACUUCCCUCCGGGCUUCCAGCCCAUUCCAUGCAAACCCUUGUUCUUUGACCUGGCCCUUAAUCAUGUUGCUUUCCCACCUCUGGAGGACAAGGUGGAGCAGAAGGCCAAGAGUGGCCUCACAGGAUAUAUAAAGGGCAUCUUUGGAUUCAAAAGUUAACCAGGACCCCCUGAGGAACACAGGUUUUAUUCUGUAUUGAAGGAGGAACUCCAAGAGGUUCUAGGACACAAAUAUCUGCACCUGAAAGCAACAGAGGGAGGUUUCACCAUCUUCCCUUGUGUCCUGUGUAUGUGUCUGUGCACUUACAUUCUCUCCCUCUGUAUUAAACGAUCUGUUCAGAAACGUAUGUACACACUAUAAAUAGCUGAAAAUAAUCUGAAGCACAGAGAAUUUCCAUUCUGCUUGGAGAAGUUGGAGCUUGCUUUUUGACCAGUGGCCUGUUCAGUGCCGGUACACAUUUACUUGCCAUGGACCUGGGCAUAGGUAUAACUUGAUUCCUCCCUCUGCCCCCUUAUUUGACACUAUAAUUUGGUAUUUUGGUCUAGAAAUCUGGGUGUGAUGGGGAAACAGAGGCAAAAGUAGAUGCAGAACUAAACCAGCAAGGUGAGGCUGCCUACACGAAAGCUAUGAAACAGCAGCCAAGGGGCCUAACUUCUCCUUCCCUUUUGACU
Mesitornis unicolor (brown roatelo) is the source of this 2207-nucleotide messenger RNA. It is a transcript of the gene SRP68, whose product is annotated as signal recognition particle 68kDa. The coding region runs from base 115 to 1695 and encodes 526 amino acids. Gene Ontology annotation, molecular function: endoplasmic reticulum signal sequence receptor activity; 7S RNA binding; signal recognition particle binding. Lineage: Eukaryota; Metazoa; Chordata; Aves; Mesitornithiformes; Mesitornithidae. Gene Ontology annotation, biological process: SRP-dependent cotranslational protein targeting to membrane. Gene Ontology annotation, cellular component: signal recognition particle, endoplasmic reticulum targeting. The transcript has 15 exons. The record is from RefSeq and is a predicted model, not a curated record.